Molecule: messenger RNA, 1744 nt
Organism: Panicum virgatum (switchgrass)
Lineage: Eukaryota; Viridiplantae; Streptophyta; Magnoliopsida; Poales; Poaceae
Product: two-component response regulator ORR1-like
Exons: 5
Coding region: 386-1105 (239 amino acids)
Biological process (GO): cytokinin-activated signaling pathway; phosphorelay signal transduction system
Source: RefSeq, a predicted model, not a curated record
CGCGAGCUACCACUCCCGCGGGCCCCCUCCGCGGGAGGAGAUGGGCCCCGCUCCCCGCCACUCCCCCUCUUCUUCUUCGGGGGGGGGGGGGUGCUCGUGCUCUCCUCUCCUCCCUCCCUCUCCCGCUCACACGCCUGCCUGCUGCCUGACACAUGCUACAACCUCCCUGUCCUGGCGAGCCGUCAGAGGAUUGCCUCCUCCUCGUAUUCCUCACCUUCUGUUUGGUCACCUGUGGCGUCACGCUUUAUAAGGGCACUCGACCGGCAACCCUCUUCCCUACCCACGCCACGAGUAGAGACUAGAGAGCUUUUGCCGCAGCUGCUGCGCGCCGGUCGGAGAGGAAGAGCAGAGGGACACUGAGGGACAGAGGAGGGGAGAGACAGAGAUGGCGAUGGCGAUGGCAGUCGGAGGAGGAGCGGAGGUGGAGGAGGGGGUGACGAGGGUGCUGGUGGUGGACGACUCCCCCGUCGACCGCCGGGUGGCGCAGCUCCUGCUCAGCAGCGGCUCCUGCGCCGGCUCAUUCCACGUCAUCGCCGUGGACAGCGCCAAGAAGGCCAUGGAGUUCCUCGGCCUCAAGGACGGCAAGGAGCAGGCCAUCGACAUGGUGCUCACCGACUACUGCAUGCCCGAGAUGACCGGCUACGACCUGCUCAAGGCCGUCAAGGCGCUGAACCCCCGGAAGCCGAUCCCGGUGAUCGUCAUGUCGUCAGAAGACGAGCCCCAGCGGAUCAGCAGAUGCUUGAGCGCUGGUGCUGAGGACUUCAUCGUGAAGCCCCUGCAGAGCAAGGACGUGCAGCGCCUCAGGAACUGCUCCGCCGCCAGGUCGUCCAACAGGGCCUCCCCGCCGUGCGAGUGCGACGCCGCGGCCAAGAGGAAGCCGCUGGUGCUGCCGCCCUCCGCCGCCGCGUCGCCGUCACUGCCACGGCGGGCGAGCUUCGCCGGAGGAGUCGCCAUGGUCCUGCACUCGUCGCGCGUGGAGCUCUCGCAGCACUUGCCGCUGCUGCUCAAGCUCGUCGUGCUGGCCUACGCCGUGGUGUGCGUGGGCGAGCUCCUGCACAGAUGGUCGUCGCGCGGCGGCUGCUCGCUCGCCCUCUGGUGCGCCUGAUCGAGCAGCGGCAAUCCGGCAAAGCCGCGGUGCGGCAGGGCCCAACAGGAGACUGAUGCAUUGCAAACCCAGAGCUCUUUUCCUGCAGCCUCUGCUGCACCGAUCACUGGGCGUUUUCAGGCUCCAACAGCCGCGGAGAUUCUAGCUUAGCCUUUAGGUAGAUUGUUUGCUUUGAGAUUCUAACCGGGGUUUCGAUGAUGAGCCGGCGGCCAUGGCUGCUGCCUCGUGGGUGGCCUCUGUUCGGUGGGAGAGACAUGGUGAGGAGCCGACAACCCCUUGUAUCCUUGUACAGAAUCAGAAUGCGAUGCGUGAUCGAUCUGAGCAUGUACCUGGCGUCCUUUUUGGCCUGGAUCUUGGAGUCGAUACGCUGAUGCGACGCCGGGGGGCGUCUCUUCCCGCCUUUCGUCCUGGGUGAUGUCGACUGCUCACCGGUUUUUGUAGUUCAGACGAUCGGAUCGGAUCGGAUCCCAUGAGAAAGAGGGCAACGCAAGUUGACUAGAUGUAGCACCAGAUCCUUCUGAUGGGGAAAGGUAGAAAUAGGUGGUACUACCUCCCAACUCAGUGAUUGUGAUCUUUAUUACUUCUGUAAGAUUGAGCUGUGUAAUUGCAGUACCCUUCAUUUUGUUGUUCUACCUGUUA